CACAUACGACCUAUUUGUUUAUUUACCUUCUUUUCGAUAAAAAAUAUAUUUAUUCUGGGCGUGACUACUUCGUUUCUGACUGGAACGAAAUAUUACAUAUUGGGUUGUGAAAUUAUUUAACCACUCGACAUUCCAUUGACCAGGUGAGCCUUCAAUCUUAGACGAAACUAUGCUAAGCUAACUGUUGUCGUUAACUAAUUUAGCUCGGCUAACGUUAACGUCGGUUUUGGCACAUUUAGUUAACAAUAAGGCAUCUUAUAACGGUCUAGUUAAGUGCCACGCCGCAAAUACUUUUCACCAAUUCUAUUCAACUAUUCUGUAUAUUUGUUUGUAUAUUUCUGGUAACAUGUAACUAUGUUAGCCACCUCGUAUUGUUACUGUUAUAACGUUAACUGUUUAAUCUUUUCUGUAGUUAUAACGUUAGAUAGGAGUUUCUUGAUUCGUUUGUACUGGGUAAUGACAAAAGCGUAUCUUGAUACUACACCAUGCAAGUUUAUUGUUUCAACAAAUAAAAUCGUAUACCCUCAUAAGUUUCAACAGUUUGCGUGCUGUUGCAAGCAAAACCACUGUGUUUUAUAGUCCACUUUGGCAGCUCACAUUGUUUAUUCCCCAAUAUUAAUCACAGACUACUUCUGUCCCUUUUUAUCUACAUGUUGUGUAUGAGUCCUUCAUAAAUCAACCACCAAACUGACAGAGUCCCUCUGCAGUAGAGACUAUGGGCCGGCUGGAUGAUGCCUCCAAACUCAAAGUGGUGGAACUGCGGAGGGCUGGUCUGAGUUUCCGUAAGAUCCAAGCUGUGCUGGAGUUGGAGAACAUCAAGGUGUCCGCCCAGGCCAUCUACAUGUUCCUGAAGGACUUUCAAGGGCGGCCGCCUGGGAGGGUCAGACCUAUGGAUGCCGGAAACAGCACAUCUCCCGCCCAAGUGCAGCCUCGAUCCGGGGCAAUGCAAGAGAGCUGGAAUAAUACUCAAAUCCAAAAUUUUCUGCGAGAAGCAUCACACCAUUCUGGAUUUGGAGCAUCUGCCCAUUUUGCCAAACAUACUUUGACAAAUCCAGAUACUGGAGCAAAGCCAUCUACGUCUGGUGGGACUGGUGGAGGCAGCCGGCCAGAACAGCACCAAACAGAAAAUAAGGAAGAAAAUGACAUACAGAUUGUAAGUGUCACCUCCCUUGCACAGAGCAGCCAGCAGAGAGUUCCCCCCACGUUAACAACAGCAGAGGCCAGUGCUUUGUCUACCACGCUUACAGUCUCUGGAGUCAUGAGAAGGAGAGCUACACCAUCUCCAGCCACCAAUUCGAUGCUGGCAGCCCGAAAGAGGCUUUUGGAUAAGGCACUGUCACAUAGGAUGAAGUUGGCGCCAUUGCUAAGGAGAGAUCACACCAGAGUCCAUGGUUCUAAUUUGAGAGGUGCAAUACACCAACCUCCUGAAACUUACGAUCUGACCACUGAAAAGACUGCUGUUGAAGGUCAAUCUGGAGUCAACCCCGCCAGGCGUCUGCUCAAACGCAGACAAUGUCUGUCUGGCAGCUCUCUCCACUCAAUUCCUCCGGUUGGCAUUCGUCUUCCUAAUCGCUCACCAGCACCUUUACCAUUCUCUGCCCCUGGGGUUGCUGUUAUCCGCUUACAGACCCCUGGAGGCCAGGGCGCCACUCAUACUGAUGGGAACCCGAGUCCCCAGCAGGCAGUCCAGGACUGUAGAGGUGGUCUACAGGAUCAAAUUCAGACCCUAGGAUCUGAGGUGCGGAGCUUGGGUCUGGCAGUGAGGAUGCUGGUGGAGCAGCAAGGCUGUCUGGAGAGGGAGCAGACGCAGCAAACACACAUUCAGAAACAGAUCCUCAGCACUCUACAGACCCUCGCCACCAAUUUAGGACGUUGUAACAUUGUUCAACAGCAGCACAACAAAACUCCAUCACCAUCUGGAUUGCCAACAGCUUCAGCAUCUACCUCUUUCAGCCAGGACACUUUCAACUUUAGUCAAGGCACAUACACCCAGUGCAGCCAAACUGAGCCAAGCUUCCGCUCUUUAGAGAGUUUAGAAAAUGUAGAGGCCUUUAAAGUACCAGGUCUGAGCCCUUCAAAUAUGAAUGGGUUUCCACCGUGUAGCAAAGCUGAGAACCUCCCACUUACUUCCACUCCCGCUCGCACACAACCAUAUGCAGCUGCUUACCUACAGCAAAACAGUCAAACACUUAUGCAACCCUACACACAAUCCUAUGUUUCUCCAUACAGCCAGACACAUUGUCAGACUUUCAGAGGAUCAGAGAGUAAAACUACUGAUUUUCCAAGCAGCUGUUCCAGGACCCUCCAGGACUGUGUGUCUAUCCAGCCAGUGAUGGACUCCAACCUCUCUUUGCGGAAUCAAGAGAUCAAUAUUGUCAAAGUUGAAGGAAAGUAGAAGCCGUCAGAUACCACAGAUUUUUAUAUUAUAUAUAUACGGUAUAUUACAUAUUGGGAUGUGAUAAUUAUUUAUUCAAUCAACAACCCAUUGAUAAGGGUGAGUGCUUCAAACUUUCAUGAACCAGUGCUAGCUUGUCGUUAUUUAGCUUGGGUAACGUUAACAUUAAUUCACAAUACGGAUUAUUAUAACGUUACCUAUCCACCAAGUAGAGCAAAUAAAUAGAUGUAGGUACUUUAACGUUUGUCACAAUCAUUGUUUUUAUCACUAAGAAUUACAAAAUGUUACGUCCGACUUCCUCUACUCCUUUAAC
Pungitius pungitius (ninespine stickleback) is the source of this 2708-nucleotide messenger RNA. RefSeq lists its product as uncharacterized. The transcript is spliced from 3 exons. The record is from RefSeq and is a predicted model, not a curated record. NCBI's taxonomy places the organism in Eukaryota, Metazoa, Chordata, Actinopteri, Perciformes, Gasterosteidae. Bases 716 to 2395 code for a protein of 559 amino acids.